GAAUUUUUUUAUCCAAGCUGCUCUUACUCACAAGUUUCCACUUUUUUGGCUCUGCUAAAGAAAAGAAAAUGGCAAGAACCUCCCUUGUUUUCCUCUUGCUUUCCCUUCUGUACAUGGCUUGUCAGGCCACAUCUCCAUCGGCUGCAAGCUCUCGUGCCUCGAAUUUCAUCAAGGCCUCAUGCAGUGCCACCAAAUAUCCAGCACUCUGCGUGCAGUCUCUGGCAGCAUUUGCCCCUACAAUCCAGCAGAGCCCACGGCAGUUGGCUCAGACGGCCCUGUCUGUGAGCCUAGACAGGGCUCAGUCCACCGAGGCAUUCGUGUCCAAGAUGAAGAAAUUCCAGGGACUUAAGGAGAGGGAAUACGAGGCAAUCAAAGAUUGCAUUGAGGAGAUGAGCGAUAGCGUGGAAAGGCUCAGCAAAUCAGUGCAAGAGCUCAAGCACAUGGGUCAAGCCAAGGGUCAGGACUUCUCGUGGCACGUUAGCAAUGUGGAGACCUGGGUGAGUGCCGCACUAACCGACGAGAGCACCUGCGUUGAUGGCUUCGCAAGCCGGGCCUUGGAUGGUAAGAUCAAGGCCUCGAUUAGAGCCCGUGUCAUGAAUGUCGCUCAGGUCACCAGCAAUGCUUUGUCGUUGGUUAACCAAUUUGCCUCAAAGCAGUGAUCAACCAACUGUGUUGCUGUUGCAGAAAAGUCAAAACAAGUGGUCGACUAGUCGUGGUUUUCUUUAGAGGCUAGCUUUUUGUCAGUUUUAUCAUGUGCUUUGGUUCUGAAUCCUUUUGGCUGUACAUGUAAGCUUUUCUUAGCAAGUGGAAUGCAAACAGAUCGUGUCCUCCUUACUUUAUUGGAUGCUGCUUA
This is a messenger RNA of Theobroma umbraticum, 853 nucleotides long. Its product is annotated as 21 kDa protein-like. Gene Ontology annotation, molecular function: enzyme inhibitor activity. Gene Ontology annotation, biological process: negative regulation of catalytic activity. The record is from RefSeq and is a predicted model, not a curated record. NCBI's taxonomy places the organism in Eukaryota, Viridiplantae, Streptophyta, Magnoliopsida, Malvales, Malvaceae.